AUGCAUCGCAUUGUCACCCAAUUGAUUCGCUCCUCCUCUCGACUUGCAGUUGCCUGUCCUCGGAAGCCUUCAUCUCUAAGCCUUCUGUCCCAGUCUCAGCGCGCCGGUCACCUGAACCGGCGUAAUUUCGCCAAUUCGCCAGCCCUAUACAAGAAAAAGGACAAGGCCAAGAGAGCUUCCGCUUCCACUUCCGAUCAAGAGGAAAACGCUGCUGUUUCUUUUGAAGAUCCGUUUGAUCUUUCCCAGUUACACAAUGGCAUCUCCACAGCUGUUGCGCGGCUAAAAGAUGAUCUGUCCAAACUUCGCGCCGGAGGGCGGUUCAACACCACCCUUCUAGAAAGUUUGAGGGUCCAGCUGAGCAAAGACAGUAAAGAUUCAGUCAAACUGGGGGAUUUGGCCCAGGUUGUUCCCAAGGGAGGACGCAUGGUAACGCUUUUGGCGGCCGAAGAGGAUCAUAUAAAACCGCUCACGUCGGCAAUUGUCUCCUCCAACCUCUCCUUGACCCCCCAGCCUGAUCCCCACAACGCACUCCAGCUCAACAUUCCUAUCCCACCACCCACAAAAGAAUCUCGGGACAAAAACAUCCAAGCCGCCAAGCAAGCAUAUGAAAGAGCUGCCAGUGCAGUACGUGAUAGCAGAGGUGCUAUGCACAAACGUCUUCAGGAUCUGCAAAAGAAGAAGCUAGCUCGGCCUGAUGACGUGCGCAAAGCCCAUGAUCAGAUGGAGAAGGCCACAGACCAAGGCCAAAAGGAUGUCAAGGAUGCAUUUGAAGGGGUCAGGAAGACCCUAGAACAGGCAUGA
Molecule: messenger RNA, 801 nt
Organism: Penicillium bovifimosum
Lineage: Eukaryota; Fungi; Ascomycota; Eurotiomycetes; Eurotiales; Aspergillaceae
Product: ribosome-recycling factor
Exons: 2
Coding region: 1-801 (266 amino acids)
Biological process (GO): translation
Cellular component (GO): mitochondrion
Molecular function (GO): ribosomal large subunit binding
Source: RefSeq, a predicted model, not a curated record